UCUAGAGUGUUCCAUUUCCCCAUCACCUUCACCAAAACCAAAUCAGAAUGAAGACUCCGUUGGUGGCGUGCCUUGUAAUGGUGUGUAUCCUGUUCAACAACACCUUCGUCUCUGCAGAUUCAUAUGGAGAUGCAAAUUACUGCAGCAACAACUGCAAGGCGCGGUGCGCGCGGGCAGGGGUAGCUGACCGGUGUCUCAAAUACUGCGGCAUCUGCUGCGUCAAGUGCAAGUGCGUGCCCGAGGGCACCUACGGCAACAAGCACCAGUGCCCUUGCUACCGCGACCUCCUCAACUCCAAGGGCAAACCCAAGUGCCCUUGAUUUUCUAUUCUCAUCUUCUUACCAAUAAAUGUGUCUUGUUUUGUUUUUUUUACCCCAGUCUCUUUAAGUAGUACUACUAUAUGUAUUGCCUUAUUUUAAUUAACUAGUAUAGUAGUAACGUUAACUACAA
Molecule: messenger RNA, 450 nt
Organism: Salvia hispanica
Lineage: Eukaryota; Viridiplantae; Streptophyta; Magnoliopsida; Lamiales; Lamiaceae
Product: peamaclein-like
Source: RefSeq, a predicted model, not a curated record